UAAAAAGGGUUGGUGGCGACUGCGCACAGAUACAGUUUCACACCAUGAAGUGCUCCACAUCUUUGCCAAGCCAACACAAAUGUUGGUCUGUGCGCAAAGAGCGAGUUUAUGUAGACGAUAGACUAAGAAUUGCUCAAAUUUAAAGCUAGGUGGCAGCAGGUGAUCGUGCGCGCGGAUUGUUUCAGGAAAGUCAUGCACUUCUCCGGAGACGCAUUCUCCCCUUCAGAGAGCUCACUCACCCUCAUGGAAGAAAAUGUGAACAUAGCCUUCGACCCCACCGGCAAGCCGGGGACGAUGGAGGACCCUCGGAACAACACCGGCACUUUUGGGAACUCCAGCGACCCGUUUGGCCGGAACGAGGAGGUCGCCAAGAUCGAGAUCACGGUGCUUAGCGUGACAUUCUUCGUGGCUGUGGUGGGGAACCUGAGCGUGCUGCUGGCCAUGUACAUGAGCCGACGGAAGCCCUUGCGCAUGCACCUGUUCAUGAAACACCUGAGCCUCGCGGACUUGGCUGUGGCCUUUUUCCAGGUGCUGCCGCAGCUCUGUUGGGAGGUCACCUUCCGCUUCUACGGGCCUGACCUUCUGUGUCGUAUCGUCAAGCACCUGCAGGUGCUAGGGAUGUUCGCGUCCACCUACAUGAUGGUGAUGAUGACGCUGGACCGCUACAUCGCAAUCUGUCACCCGAUGCAGAACAUUCACCAGCCCACGCAGCGCGCCUAUAUGAUGAUCGGGGCCACCUGGGUGUGUAGUCUUGCCCUGAGCAUGCCCCAGUAUUUCAUCUUCUCACUGAGCGAGGUCCGCCCGGGCUCGGCCGUGUAUGACUGCUGGGGACACUUCAUCCAGCCGUGGGGUGUGCGCGCCUACAUCACCUGGAUCACCGUGGGCAUCUUCCUCGUGCCCGUGACCGUGCUCAUGCUCUGCUACGGCUUCAUCUGCCGAUCCAUUUGGCUGAACAUAAAGUACAAGACCCAGAAGAGCACGAUUGCGAUGGCACUUGUGACCAAGAAUAGGCUGAUCGGAAAGAGUUCAGUCAGCAGCAUCACCACAAUCUCGCGCGCCAAGCUGCGCACAGUGAAGAUGACUUUCGUGAUCGUGCUGGCGUACGUGGUGUGCUGGGCUCCGUUUUUCACCGUACAGAUGUGGUCGGUGUGGGAUGAGAGCUUCUCGUGGGAUGACUCCGAGAACACCGCAGUCAUCAUCUCAGCUCUGCUGGCCAGUCUGAAUAGCUGCUGUAACCCGUGGAUCUACAUGAUCUUCAGCGGCCACCUCCUCUCUGACAUGGUUCACUGUCUGCCGUGCUGCCGGAGGCUGUUCCACAGGUUUGGCCAUCAGGACUCGAACAGCAGCAUCCGCCACACCACACUCCUGACCCGGGUACCACUCCCGGGCCCUACCCCGGCGGAGCUCAGAGAAAAGCUCUUGCAAAGAUUGCAUUCACCACUCCCACAGGAACUGUCAAUCAAUCCCGGUGGAGUCUUGACUGCGUGCUCACACUAAACACUGUCCAUAUCGUUCAGUUUAUGUGCCACAGCGACGACGGCUGUCGUAGGUUUAGGGGGAGGCUUAAUGGAAACAAUGUGAACAGAGUCAGUGCAUCCAUCUGUCCUGGAGAUUGUGUUUCUGCUCAGAGAGGUAUUCAACGCUCAUCAAUCCGUCAGUGGAAAUGUGGCAGGCUAUAACUAGGAUAUCCUGUCUCUUCUUGCUAAAUGUGAACUGACACAGUCAGGAGGCAUCUAAAACACUCUAAUAUGUAUGCUCUUACAGGCUCUUAUGGGCCAGACUCAUGCAGCGAUCAGAAUCGUUGCCAUUAACCAGUCAUUCCAAAUGAACCGAGAGGUCAGGUCUGUCAGUAUGUGUUGUUCAGUAACUCAUCAUAUGCCUAAUAUAUGGUAAUUGCAAUUUUUAAAUGACAGGUUGACUGUGACUUGAUGAUUGUGUGGUUAUGUUUAGGUUUACAGUACAUUGUCCCAUUAAAAAUGUUUAUAUAUAUUUUUUAAAAGGUUGAAUAAAAA
Oncorhynchus kisutch (coho salmon) is the source of this 2012-nucleotide messenger RNA. RefSeq names its product arg8-vasotocin receptor-like. Gene Ontology annotation, biological process: G protein-coupled receptor signaling pathway; positive regulation of vasoconstriction; regulation of systemic arterial blood pressure by vasopressin. Gene Ontology annotation, molecular function: peptide binding; vasopressin receptor activity. The record is from RefSeq and is a predicted model, not a curated record. The transcript has 2 exons. The coding region runs from base 193 to 1497 and encodes 434 amino acids. Gene Ontology annotation, cellular component: plasma membrane. Lineage: Eukaryota; Metazoa; Chordata; Actinopteri; Salmoniformes; Salmonidae.